Messenger RNA from Punica granatum (pomegranate), 1840 nucleotides. The record is from RefSeq and is a predicted model, not a curated record. Lineage: Eukaryota; Viridiplantae; Streptophyta; Magnoliopsida; Myrtales; Lythraceae.
GAUCCACUAUCGGGAAUAUUUGUCACGUCACCAAUGGCGUCUUCUUUUGUACAUAAGAUACGAAGCUCCGGCUUGAUUCCACCAUCAUCGAGUUCCUCUGAAGUUCUGAUAUCUCCGGGUCCUUUCCUGAGGGGUCGGUGCUCGUCGGUAUAAGGAGAAGAGCAAGAGUAUGGGGAAGUUCAGAUGUUCUGUCCAUUGGAAGUGCUUGUGUGGGCUGCUGCUGGUCUUUGUUGGAAUCGUUGGUUCUCAGUCCAUUGUCGAGUGCCUUCCUGGGUACCCCGGGAAGCUCCCCUUCAAGCUCGAAACCGGGUACGUAACCGUCGAUAAUUCCGAGCUGUUCUAUUAUUUCAUUGAGUCAUCAGGGAAUCCCAAGGAGGACCCUAUCUUCUUGUGGCUUACCGGAGGCCCUGGUUGUUCUUCCUUUAGUGGACUUGUCUACGAACUCGGUCCAAUGGAGUUUGAUAUCGAAAACUAUGUCGGAGGAUUACCAAAGCUGCAACCUUACGAAUAUGCAUGGACAAAGACAGCCAGCAUCAUAUUUCUUGAUUCACCAGUCGGUACUGGCUUUUCCUAUUCGACUACUGCUGAAGGUUGGUACUCUUCAGACUCAAAAUCGGCAUCCCAAGCAUAUCAGUUCCUGAGGAAGUGGAUGAUAGCGCACCCUCAAUACCUCGCAUUACAGCUAUUCAUUGGCGGAGAUUCUUAUUCAGGAAUUAUCGUUCCACAGGUCACCAAAUAUGUUGUGGAUGGUAACAAAGAUGGAGCGGAUCCACCUUUCAAUCUCAAGGGGUAUCUCAUCGGAAGUCCAGCAACAGACUCAGUUAUCGAUGAAAACUCCAAGAUUGUCUUUUCCCACCGAAUGGCGCUUAUUUCUGAUGAACUUUACGAGGCAGCCAAAACAAGUUGCAAUGAAACCUAUGUGAAUGUCGACCCAUCGAACACUAAGUGCACAGCUACUCUUGCAGCCAUCAAAAAGUGCAUCCAGGAUAUAAAUACAAAGGACAUCUUGGAACCCAAGUGCGCAUCUGCAUCCCCAAUGUAUAAUCCCAACGAGAACCAUCGAUCAGUGCUUGAGAAGCCCGCGGAGUUCAUUCUUUCACCUCCUAGAAUUCCUGGCUUGUGGUGUCGGAACUUUAAUUACGCUAUGUCCGAUUGGUGGUCGAAUGAUAUUCAAGUUCAGAAAGCUCUGAAUGUCCGACCGGGUACUGUACUGCAAUGGCAGAGGUGUAACAACAGCUUAGCAUACACAAAAGAUAUCCCAAGCGUCGUUUAUGUUCACAAGGAACUUAGUACACUUGGUUUGGAAGUGUUGGUUGAGUGCGGGGACCGUGACCUGGUUGUUCCAUAUGUUGGUACUGUAAAUUGGAUAACGUCUCUGAACUUGACUGUCGUUAAUGACUGGAGGCCGUGGUUUAUCGAUGGGCAAGUUGCAGGAUAUACGAAGAAGUACUCGGAACAUGGAUUUUGUUUAACGUACACGACUAUCAAGGGCGCAGGGCAUACUGCGCCGGAGUACAAGCGAAGAGAAUGUUAUGAAAUGUUCGGCAGAUGGAUCCACUACUAUCCUAUAUAAGAUCGAUACCUUUGUCUUCCGAUCCCGAACAUGCCCUGCGACUUCAUAAGUUCUCAUGUUCUCCCCUGAUUGAUUGUGAUGAUGAUGAUGAUGAGGUUCACGAAUGUAAAAUAAAAUGUUGGCAAUGUUUUCCAGUAUGUAAGAAAUGUUAGAAAGGAUAAAUUAUUCGCAGUAUAACGUGAAUAUGGUUGAAUCAUGUUCUUUUCUCAGUCAGGAUCGAUGGACUGUAUAUUUUGCUCUUGGGAAAAUGAUUCGUUCCGUGUUUCA